AAAUAUAGAUUAAAAAUGAGAGUGUUCACAUUAAUAACAGCAUCUGCAUUAUUAGUUCCAAUAUUUUUACCUUUUGGAAGUGCUGUGAUGAGGUUCGUGCUUGAUGAAGAAAUAACAAAUUGUGGAAAUGAGGAUUGGAUGGUUGAUCUUACGAAUUUUAAGCUUAUCAUAGUCAACGACACAACAACAGUAGCUAAUGGAACUUGCAUUCUUUUAACCGCUGUAAACACUCCAUGGAAGCUUAAUUUUUAUGGAGAACAGUAUGAACGUGGACAUUGGAUGAAAAAAUUCGAAAGGAAUUUCCAAGAUUUUUGUAAAAAUAUUUUAAAGCCGGGCGAACUUUGGUAUGAUCCAUUCAACAAGAAGUUAAAAGGAAAGCAAUGUCCAUACAAUAAAAAUCAAAUAUUUCCUGCUGACGAGGACACUGUGUAUUUUGAUGUAAGCUAUAUGCCUCCAACAUUUCAAGGACGAUGGAGAUUUACGAUAGAUGGUGAUCUUGGUUGUUUUCGAGUUCGAUUUGAUUUUGUGGAUUUUUAA
Molecule: messenger RNA, 537 nt
Organism: Chironomus riparius
Lineage: Eukaryota; Metazoa; Arthropoda; Insecta; Diptera; Chironomidae
Source: the annotation of a GenBank genome assembly